CCUGUGAAAAACCAUUAUCAGAAUAUUACGGCAUUUCUCAAAUUAAAUGGGAUAGAGACGGCUGUGGUACAGAUUUAAAUAUUAGUGAAGAUGGUUAUACGGUUAGCGCGCCUCUAAAUAUAAUUAAGCAUCAAAAUGUAAGAACAAAUUGUCUCAUGCGUAAUGGAACUCAUGAAUUUCAUGUUUUAAUAGAAAAGACUUGUGGUUGCGCUUGGGUGGGCAUCUGUGGCGAAGGUCUCGAUUUUUCUUAUUUUUCUGGAUAUCAACCACAUGGAUGGGUUUGGGGCUCGGGUGGAUACUACACCCAUAAUAGUAAAUCUAUUACGGACGACGUUCCAGCCUUCAUACAGGAUAAUGUGAAAAUUAUUGUGCACCUAAACAUGGAUAGUAAGACACUCGCAUUUUCAAUCAACGGCACAAAAUAUCCACCAGUUACAUCAUGGACCAAUUUCCCAUCAAACCUUUAUUUUGUCGCUUCAGUCAACUGGCCAGGAAAAUUUAGGAUUUUAUCACCAGAGGAUUAA
Acaulospora morrowiae is the source of this 524-nucleotide messenger RNA. NCBI's taxonomy places the organism in Eukaryota, Fungi, Glomeromycota, Glomeromycetes, Diversisporales, Acaulosporaceae. The record is from the annotation of a GenBank genome assembly.